GGCCCGUGGGGCUGGCCCUGCCCCGCUGAGCUUCCCGGGAUGAGGACUCCCGGUGUGGUCACCGGGCGCGCCCCAGGUCGCUGAGGGACCCCGGCCAGGCGCGGAGAUGGGGGUGCACGAAUGUCCUGCCUGGCUGUGGCUUCUCCUGUCCCUGCUGUCACUCCCUCUGGGCCUCCCAGUCCCGGGCGCCCAACCACGCCUCAUCUGUGACAGCCGAGUCCUGGAGAGGUACCUCUUGGAGGCCAAGGAGGCCGAGAAUGUCACGAUGGGCUAUUCGGAAAGCUGCAGCUUGAAUGAGAAUAUCACCGUCCCAGACACCAAAGUUAACUUCUAUGCCUGGAAGAGGAUGGAGGUCGGGCAGCAGGCCCUAGAAGUCUGGCAGGGCUUGGCCCUGCUCUCAGAAGCUGUCCUGCAGGGCCAGGCCGUGUUGGCCAACUCUUCCCAGCCUUGCAAGCACCUGCAGCUGCACGUGGAUAAAGCCAUCAGCGGCCUUCGCAGCAUCACCACUCUGCUUCGGGCGCUGGGAGCCCAGCAGGAAGCCAUCUCCCUUCCAGAUGCAGCCUCGGCUGCUCCACUCCGAACAAUCACUGCUGACACUUUCUGCAAACUCUUCCGAGUCUACUCCAAUUUCCUCCGGGGAAAGCUGAAGCUGUACACGGGGGAGGCCUGCAGGAGAGGGGACAGAUGACCAGGUGCGUCCAGCUGGGCACAUCCACCACCUCCCUCACCAACAUUGCCUGUGCCACACCCUCCCUCACCACUCCUGAACCCCAUC
Molecule: messenger RNA, 775 nt
Organism: Piliocolobus tephrosceles (Ugandan red Colobus)
Lineage: Eukaryota; Metazoa; Chordata; Mammalia; Primates; Cercopithecidae
Gene: EPO
Product: erythropoietin
Exons: 5
Coding region: 107-688 (193 amino acids)
Biological process (GO): erythropoietin-mediated signaling pathway; positive regulation of Ras protein signal transduction; positive regulation of cell population proliferation
Cellular component (GO): extracellular region
Molecular function (GO): cytokine activity; protein kinase activator activity; erythropoietin receptor binding
Source: RefSeq, a predicted model, not a curated record